Papaver somniferum (opium poppy) is the source of this 2442-nucleotide messenger RNA. RefSeq lists its product as uncharacterized. The record is from RefSeq and is a predicted model, not a curated record. Bases 1 to 2442 code for a protein of 813 amino acids. Lineage: Eukaryota; Viridiplantae; Streptophyta; Magnoliopsida; Ranunculales; Papaveraceae. The transcript is spliced from 4 exons. Gene Ontology annotation, molecular function: nucleic acid binding; RNA-DNA hybrid ribonuclease activity.
AUGUGGAUUUCUCAUCCAGGAUUUAUGAAUGUGGUUCUUAAUAGUUGGAAUGAAGAAAUAAUUGGAGACGCUGCUUACAUGUUUCAAGGUAAACUAAAAAGAUUAAAGAAGGUUCUUUCGGAUUGGAAUUGGAAUGAAUUUGGCAGUAUUCAUGUAAAUAUCAAGGAAGCUGAGGAAAGAGUUAAAGAAGCCAUGCUCAGGUCUGAUGACAAUCUUUUUAAUGAUGACAACUUAGUGGAAGCACAAAAUGAUCUUAACUCCAAAGAAUUCCAACUCAGUACCAUGUUAAAGCAAAAAAAUAAAAUUAAAUGGGUAAAAGAAGGUUCUGCUAAUACAGGUUUAUUCCAUGCCAACCUAAAGAUUAGACAAGCAAGAAAUUAUAUCACAGAAAUGGAGGACAACAAUGGAGAAAUCAUUUCAGAACAAAAAAAGAUUGAUGAAAUCUUAGUCAAUCACUUUGCGGACAAAUUCAAGUAUCAGGAUGUUGAAAUUAAUGAAGAAUUAUUAGAAGUGAUACCAAAUGUCAUUACUCCAGAAGAUCAAGAAAUGUUGGAUGCUUUACCAACUGUAGAAGAAAUCAAGCAAACUGUCUUUGAUAUGGAACCUGAUAGUUCUCCAGGCCUAGAUGGCUUUUCAUGCUGUUUUUAUAGAGCAUGCUGGCAAAUAAUUCAAGAGGAUGUUGUCAAAGCAAUCGAAUUCUGCUGGAGAAGACAGUUUAUACCAAAAGUGGGUAGAGGAUUGAGGCAGGGAAAUCCUCUCUCCUCCAUUCUAUUUGUUCUUAUGGAGGAUGUUCUGAGCAGAUGUAUCACAAAAAUGGUAGCUGAAGAUGAUGUUUUCUUAUUCUGCAAUGGAGCUAAGAGAAGCAUUAAAAACUUAAUCUGGUUGUUGGAGGAGUAUCAAAGAAGUUCUGGACAAAUCAUAAAUAAAGAUAAAAGUAAACUAUUCAUUAAUGGAACUUCUGAAACAAGAAAAGCUCAGCUCAAAGGACUUUUUCAAAUGGAAUUAAGUAAAUUUCCUGACAAAUAUUUGGGUGUAAUUUUAUCAGCUGGUAGAGUUAAAACAUCUGCAGUUUGGCUUAUGGUGGAAAUGCUUCAAAGGAAAUUGGCUUCUUGGAAAGGGAAACUUCUUUCUUUCCAUGACAGCAAAUACACAAUUUUGUCAUGGAAAAAAGUCUUCACUCCUUACAAGGAAGGGGGUUUGGGAAUUCCAAGGCUUGAAAUUAUGAAUAGAGCUCUUUUAAUGAAGAUGAUCUGGAAGAUCAUUAAUUCUGAUGAGGAAUGGGCAUUGUUCUUCAGGGCAAAAUAUCAGAACUCAAAUAACCAAUGGACAAGUAGUUGGAAAUUAUCUUCAGUUUGGCCUGGACUCAAAUGGGAUUUGGAAGUCUUGAAAGAAGAUAUAAGAUGGUGUGUGCGCAAUGGACAGGAAAUCUCUUUGUGGUUUGAUAUUUGGUUAGGGGAAUCUCCUUUAAUUCAUCAAUUUGGCAACACAUACUUUGUCAAGAACAACAUCUACAUGAAAGUAGCUGACAUAAUUCACAAUGGGGUUUGGAGAAUUCCUUUAGAACUGCAAAAGAUUCUACCUCUCAAUAGCUUACCAGAAGUUGGUGGUGGAAAUGAUCUCAUGAUCUGGAAUGGCAAUAUUAAAGGUAACUUCACUACUUCUGCUGCAAUUGAUAAAAUAAGACAUAAAGAACCAUUGUUGCACUGUUCAAAAUUUAUUUGGAAUUCCUUCCUGCAUCCUAGCAUAGCAAGAAAUGUGUGGAAAAUAGUACAAGGUAUUUAUGCGGACGAUACAAAAAUGCUUGAAAAAGGGUAUGACUUGGCUUCCAGAUGUUGUAUUUGUGAAGCUAAUCAAGAUAGCACGGAUCAUCUGCUCUGGGAUUGCAACUUUAGCAUUGAAAUUUGGAACUGGAUUUGUUUAAUUUUUGAAUUCCAACCCCCCAAGUAUUUUCAAGAUAUUUGGAGAAAUUCAAAAUCAAAAACUCCAUUGGUUAAGGAAGCAUGGAUCACAGCAGCUUGUGAUAUUACCAGGGAUCUAUGGUUUCAGAAGAACAAGAGAAUAUUUGAAAAUACUAAGCCUAACAUUCAAAGCUUUAAGUGCAGAAUUCAAAAGACAGUCUUUGAAGGUGGCCUCAGGAUGAAGGGGAACAAAUGGAGUCAGAAUUAUGAUCUUCAAACAAUACAAUUCUUUAAAUUGGGGACAAGAAAUAUCAAAUUUCAGAAGAUCAUUGUUUGUUAUUGGAACCCACUAGGAAUAGGGUACACGUUAUUCUGUUGUGAUGGUACAUCCAUUGGAAAUCCAGGUGCUGCAGGUUUUAGAGUUCUUAUCAGAGAUCACUUAUGUCAGGUGUUGGGGGCUAUGGAAGGUGGAAUUGCAACAACUACCAAUUAUAUUGCUGAGGUAUAUGCAGUAGUAUGUGCAGCUGAGAUGGCUGUAAAAUGA